AGCAAAAUGUAAAUGCGAUUAAAGCCUAACGUGAACCACGGGGACCGUUAGAUAUCCGGCGCCAAAUAUUCGUUGGUUCUCUCUCUCUCUCUCUCUCUCUCUCUCUAAAAAGCUUCCCAUAAAAUCCAAAGAAAGCCAUUUUUUAAAAUUUGGAGACACUCCUAAGCUAUAUAGUCUCAUUUGAGCUGUAAGUCCCACUCUACCCUCCUCCACUUCAAUCUUAACUCUUCCAUCUUUAACUUUUUCCUAAUGGAGAGUAGCUUCUCUUCUCCUCGAAACGAUUCGUUUCCGGCUGGCCUCCGAGUUCUCGUCGUCGAUGAUGAUCCAACUUGGCUUAAGAUCUUAGAGAAGAUGCUCAAGAAGUGCUCCUAUGAAGUGACUACAUGUGGUUUGGCAAGAGAUGCUUUAAACUUGCUUCGUGAAAAGAAAGAUGGAUAUGACAUUGUAGUCAGUGAUGUAAACAUGCCUGACAUGGAUGGUUUUAAACUUCUCGAGCAUGUUGGACUUGAGAUGGAUCUUCCUGUUAUCAUGAUGUCUGUUGAUGGAGAAACGAGUAGGGUAAUGAAAGGUGUUCAGCACGGAGCAUGUGAUUAUCUUCUUAAGCCAAUAAGAAUGAAAGAACUGCGUAAUAUAUGGCAGCAUGUAUUCAGAAAGAAGAUACAUGAGAUCAGAGACAUUGAGAGUCAUGAAAGCAUCGAAGGUAUUCAGCUGAUAAGAAAUGGAUCAGAUCAGUAUGAUGAGGGAUACUUUUUUAGUGCAGAAGACCUUACUUCAUCGAGAAAAAGAAAGGAUGUUGAUAACAAAUAUGAUGACAAAGACUUUUCUGAUUGUUCAUCCGCAAAAAAAGCUAGAGUUGUUUGGUCUGUAGACCUUCAUCAGAAAUUUGUAAAAGCAGUACAUCAGAUUGGAUUUGACAAAGUUGGUCCGAAGAAGAUACUUGACCUGAUGAACGUGCCUUGGUUGACAAGAGAAAAUGUUGCUAGCCACUUGCAGAAGUACCGGCUCUACUUGAGUAGGCUGCAAAAAGAAAAUGAUAUUAAAUCUUCUUUUGGUGGGACAAAGCAUUCUGAUUAUUCCUCAAAAGAUCUUCAAGGAAUUCUUAGCGUUCAGAACUCGAUCAACAUCCAACAAAAUGAUGUUGCACAUGGAAGCUACAGAUUUUCUGGCAAUAAUUUGGUUGCUCAGAAUGCGGAUCCAAAGAGCAAUGAAGGAGAUAUAAAGGGGAUUGUUUCAGAGCCUGUAGCAGAACCUAAGAAAGGAACGACUGGCAAUAUUCCUGAUUCUCAGAAGACAAGGAGUUCACAAAUGGACUUCAAUAGUUCUUAUGCAGAAACCCAAAAAGGUUUGGUUGGAAACGUUCCCGAUUCCCAGAAGAUCAGGAGUUCACAGAUGCGCGUCAAUCAUUCUUUUGCAUCAGUGGAAUCUGAAGUAAACUUGACAGCAUUUGAUUCCACCAUCCCAGCGACGUAUUCUUGGAAUCAAAUUCAAUUGGAAAAAGAGCACAAGCCACUUAUUCAGUUAAACAAUGGCUUCAGCAAGCCUCCACUGCCUGGUCCACAGCACCAUUUCCAAGCUGAUCAACUACAAUCAAUUCCUUCCAUUAGCUCAAGACCUUCAAUCCCAGGGGGAGAUGUAACUGGCUCCAGUAAGAGUAAGCCUUCGUAUUCGGAGUACACAAACCAUCAUGGUAGCCAUGUAAGUCCAACAAUAAGUGCAACAGACUCUUUUCCUGGUCAAACCAAGAGCUGUGUGGUAGACCAUCAACUUUCUGAGACCAUUUCCACUAGUACAUCAAACAUGAAAAAUCAGGGCAUCAACCUGAGUACUGAUUUGGAAUCUGCCCAAAGAAACCUAAUCUUGGGAAGUACAUCACCUUUUGCUUCUUUGGACGAUGAGUUUCAGAUUUGCUGGUAUCAAGGUGAUUGUUAUGGUAUGAAUCUUGAACUUCAAAAUGUAGAGUUCUCGGAGUAUACUGAUCCUAUUCAUGUUACUGAAGUUCCUGCUCACCUGUAUGAUGCACUGAGAUUUGAAUAUCCAUGUGACCCAUCAGAAUAUUCUGUCCUAGAUCAAGGUCUGUUCAUUGCAUGACAUGCUCCUGCUCCAGCCUUGCUCUUUUGCAUUUGCACAUCUUCAACGAUGAAUGAUCCUCCACUAUUUUGUGUUUGGUAAGCUAAUAUAGUUUUGAGUGUCCCAACUUAAUGAAUCUGGAUACUAUCUCUCUGACCAGUUUGGAUUUGAACGUCGGGAAUGUGUAUAAUAGGAGUCAUGGCAAACACUAGCAAAAUAAGUUUUCUUCUUUACCUGGAUGUGAUGUGCAUUAGCUUUCUUGUAACUAUAUGCAUGUAGAGCAAAAUGCCUGCCAGAAUGUUUUGAUGGCUGUAAAAGCGCACAAAACUCAUGAUCCUCACAACUCAUGAAACCAGAAAUAAUUGUAAUUAACAACUGAGCCAAACAUAAUGUCUUUGUACUUUGUCAAAACAAUCAAGU
Prunus dulcis (almond) is the source of this 2487-nucleotide messenger RNA. Its product is annotated as two-component response regulator ARR11-like. Gene Ontology annotation, molecular function: DNA-binding transcription factor activity; DNA binding. NCBI's taxonomy places the organism in Eukaryota, Viridiplantae, Streptophyta, Magnoliopsida, Rosales, Rosaceae. Gene Ontology annotation, biological process: phosphorelay signal transduction system; cytokinin-activated signaling pathway. The record is from RefSeq and is a predicted model, not a curated record. Bases 250 to 2088 code for a protein of 612 amino acids. The transcript has 5 exons.